AUGGCUGUCAACCGGCUGCGCAGCGUCCUCACGGCGCCUCGCAAGGGCGAGACGUACGAGCUGCGCGCCGGGUUGGUGUCACAGUAUGCUUGGGAGCGGAAAGAGUCAAUACAGAAGACCAUCAUGUCAAUGACCCUCGGCAAGGACGUAUCAGCACUCUUCCCGGACGUCCUGAAGAACAUUGCCACACCGGAUCUGGAUCAGAAGAAGCUGGUGUAUCUGUACCUCAUGAACUACGCAAAGUCGCACCCCGACCUGUGCAUAUUGGCCGUCAAUACCUUCGUCCAAGACUCAGAGGAUCCCAACCCGCUCGUCAGAGCGUUAGCAAUUAGAACGAUGGGCUGCAUUCGAGUGGAUAAGAUGGUGGACUACAUGGAAGAGCCGUUACGGAAGACGCUGAAAGACGAGUCACCGUAUGUACGGAAGACGGCAGCGCUGUGCGUGGCGAAGCUCUUCGACUUGAACCCGAGCUUGUGCAUUGAGAACGGGUUCCUCGAAACAUUGCAGGAGAUGCUUGCCGACUCUAACCCGAUGGUUGUUGCCAACUGUGUCAGCGCCCUUGCCGAGAUCCACGAGACUGCGCCGGAGACGAGAGCCUUGGUCGUCACUAGCUCUAUGCUGAAGAGACUGUUGCUGGCUCUCAGUGAGUGCACGGAAUGGGGCAGGAUUACGAUCUUGACCGCUCUAGCAGACUUCCGGCCAACGGACACGAAGGAGGCCGAGCACAUCUGCGAGCGUGUGAGCCCGCAAUUCCAGCAUGUCAAUCCGUCCGUCGUCUUGGCCGCCGUCAAGGUCGUGUUCUUGCACAUGCAGUACAUCGAGAACCAACAAUUACACGCGACGUAUCUGAAGAAGAUGUCACCGCCCCUCGUUACGCUCGUGUCAUCACAACCAGAAGUGCAAUACGUGGCUUUACGGAACAUCGACCUGCUAUUACAAAAACAACCGAAUAUCCUUGAGAAGGAAAUGCGAGUCUUCUUCUGCAAGUACAACGACCCGCCGUACCUGAAGCUCACCAAGCUGGAGAUUAUGGUGCGAAUAGCCAGCCCUUCCAACGCCGACCAAUUACUGGCUGAGCUGAAGGAGUACGCUCUGGAAGUCGAUAUGGACUUUGUACGGAGGGCGGUCCGCGCCAUCGGUCAAGUGGCAAUCAAGAUCGAAGAGUCUGCGGAGAAGGCGGUCAAUGUGCUGCUGGAGCUAAUCAACACGAAGGUCGGCUAUGUCGUGCAGGAAGUCAUCGUCGUCAUCAAAGACAUCUUCAGGCGGUAUCCGGGUUACGAGGGCAUUAUUCCGACGUUGUGUCAAUGCAUUGACGAUUUGGACGAGCCCAAUGCGCGAGGUAGCUUGAUUUGGAUCGUUGGCGAGUACGCGGAGAAGAUAUCGAAUGCGGGCGAAAUCUUGGCUGGGUUUGUAGAGGGCUUCAAUGAGGAGUUCACUCAGCAGACACAACUACAAAUUCUUACAGCAGUGGUAAAGCUUUUCUUGAAGCAGCCAGACCAAUCGCAAGGUCUUGUACAGAAAGUGCUUCAAGCCGCAACAGCAGAGAACGAUAACCCAGAUAUUCGAGAUCGAGCGUACGUCUACUGGCGCUUGCUAUCCUCUGACCCACAAAUAGCGAAAAAUAUCGUGCUCUCAGCCCGGCCGCAGAUAACAUCGACCAUCCCUGUGCUGCCAGGACCUUUACUCGACGCUCUGCUUCCGAAUCUCUCAACGCUUGCUUCUGUGUACCAAAAGCCGCCCCAGACCUUCCUCGGCAAAGGCAGAAGCAGCGCACUGCAAGCUGCAGCCAUCGAAGAGGCUGCAGAGAACGCUCGCGAGAAUCCCAUCGCUGCAGCUGCCGUUUCCGCCGCAGUGGCAGGAAGCACCACUCAACAGAUUCAGAACAACGCUGAGAACCUGCUCGACAUUGAUUUCGAUGGUGCAGCACCCGCGAGCAUGCAGAAAGCGCCACUGGCCGGUGAUUCUGGGCUUGAGGGAUUGGCAGGGACGCCGCAGAGGGUGGCGAGCCCAAUGUCUGCCGGUGCUGCGACGAACGGAGGUGGGAUGGAUGAUUUGAUGGGUAUGUUUGGGAACAGUAAUGGUGCACCGCCUAAUCCGAUGAAUGGUGGUGGUGGGAGCGACGACUUGAUGAAUGGGUUUGCGGGGCUUAGUAUGAAUGGCGGACAGCCGCCGCCGCCGCCGACUCAGUUGGAUGGCAGUGGGGAUAGGAAGACGAAGGAGGACCUGUUGGGACUGUUCUGA
This is a messenger RNA of Baudoinia panamericana UAMH 10762, 2241 nucleotides long. RefSeq lists its product as uncharacterized. Gene Ontology annotation, biological process: intracellular protein transport; vesicle-mediated transport. Bases 1 to 2241 code for a protein of 746 amino acids. The transcript is spliced from 2 exons. Gene Ontology annotation, molecular function: clathrin binding. Gene Ontology annotation, cellular component: membrane coat. The record is from RefSeq and is a predicted model, not a curated record. NCBI's taxonomy places the organism in Eukaryota, Fungi, Ascomycota, Dothideomycetes, Mycosphaerellales, Teratosphaeriaceae.